This is a messenger RNA of Arthroderma uncinatum, 1080 nucleotides long. Its product is annotated as C-3 sterol dehydrogenase/C-4 decarboxylase. Gene Ontology annotation, biological process: steroid biosynthetic process. The record is from RefSeq and is a predicted model, not a curated record. The transcript has a single exon. Lineage: Eukaryota; Fungi; Ascomycota; Eurotiomycetes; Onygenales; Arthrodermataceae. Bases 1 to 1080 code for a protein of 359 amino acids. Gene Ontology annotation, molecular function: 3-beta-hydroxy-Delta5-steroid dehydrogenase (NAD+) activity.
AUGGACCCCGUGCUUGUCAUCGGUGGCUGCGGUGGGCUCGGCCACCACAUCGUGAAGCGACUGCUUGAGAAGCAGGACGCUUCAAACAUCACGGUCUUCGACCUGAAUAUCGACCGAAACGUCUACCCGGGUGUCAAAUACACUCGAGGCAGCCUGGCUUCUCGGGAGGAUGUCCAGAAAGUGAUCGAAAAUGCUAAACCACAAGUCAUCUUUCACACCGCAUCCCCAUUCAUGAUGGAGCAGAAAAAUAGCCAUGACAUCUUUGAAAAGGUCAAUAUUGGCGGUACUCGUAUCCUGCUGGAUACCACCCGUGAUACGGACCACGUCAAAGCUGUGGUGUAUACGUCCAGCUCAUCCGUCGUUCACAACGGAUAUACAGAUAUCGUGAACGCAACCGAGGACGCGCCCAAGGUCUACUUACCCGAGCAGAAGGAAUUCUAUACACAUACAAAGGCCGUUGCAGAGGAUAUGGUUCUGGCCGCUAACAGAAAACACGGCUACAAGACCACGGUGCUGCGUGGCUGUACCCUCUUCGGCGAGGGCGAUGUCACCACAAUCCCAAAGAUCGUCGAUAAUGCAAAAGCCGGACGUGGAAAGCUACAGGUUGGAUACAACGAGAAUCUCUACGACUACACCUACCUCGGCAACGCAGCCGACGCGCACAUUCUCGCCGCGAAAGCCCUGCUCAGCCCCUCCACGCCAGAAGACGGACCCGUUGACGGCGAAGUGUUCAACAUCACCAACGACGAACCGUGGCCGUUCUGGGCCUUUGCGCACGCGGUCUCAGGCGCUGCCGGAUACCCCGUCACAAGCGUGUGGGUGGUGCCGCCGUUUGUCUUCUACGCGCUCGCCGUGGUGCUUGAAUGGGUUGUGUGGCUCAGUAGCUUUGGGACGCGGUCGUCGCAGCUCAAUCGGAAGAUGGUGAGAUUCUUCACUAUGACCCGGACUUUUGACAUCUCGAAAGCGAAGAAGCGGCUGGGGUACCGGCCGGAAGUCAGUAUGAAAGACGCGAUCAAUCGGUCCGUUGCUGCGUACCUAGCGAGUUCUGAAAAUGCUAAGAAGAAGAAGAAGAAGAAAUGA